Messenger RNA from Trichosurus vulpecula (common brushtail), 1734 nucleotides. RefSeq names its product insulin like growth factor 2 mRNA binding protein 1 (gene IGF2BP1). Gene Ontology annotation, cellular component: cytosol; nucleus; cytoplasm. Gene Ontology annotation, molecular function: mRNA 3'-UTR binding. Bases 1 to 1734 code for a protein of 577 amino acids. The transcript has 15 exons. Gene Ontology annotation, biological process: nervous system development; regulation of gene expression. The record is from RefSeq and is a predicted model, not a curated record. NCBI's taxonomy places the organism in Eukaryota, Metazoa, Chordata, Mammalia, Diprotodontia, Phalangeridae.
AUGAAUAAACUCUACAUCGGCAAUUUGAACGAGAGCGUCACCCCAGCAGACUUGGAGAAAGUGUUUGCGGAGCAUAAGAUCUCCUAUAGCGGCCAGUUCUUGGUCAAAUCCGGCUACGCCUUCGUGGACUGCCCCGACGAACACUGGGCGAUGAAAGCCAUCGAAACUUUUUCCGGGAAAGUGGAACUGCAGGGGAAAAGACUGGAGAUUGAACACUCUGUCCCCAAAAAACAAAGGAGCCGUAAAAUUCAGAUCCGCAAUAUCCCACCCCAGCUUCGAUGGGAGGUGUUGGACAGCCUGCUGGCUCAGUAUGGCACAGUAGAGAGCUGCGAGCAAGUGAACACCGAGAGUGAGACUGCAGUGGUGAAUGUUACCUAUUCCAACCGGGAACAGACCCGGCAAGCCAUCAUGAAGUUGAAUGGCCACCAGCUGGAGAACCACUCACUGAAGGUCUCCUACAUCCCUGAUGAGCAGAUGGCUCAGGGUCCUGAGAAUGGUCGCCGGGGUGGCUUUAAUUCCAGGGGUCAAGCCCGCCAGGGCUCACCUGUGGUGGCAGGUGCUCCCUCCAAACAACAGCCAGUGGAUAUUCCCCUGAGGCUCCUGGUGCCCACCCAGUAUGUGGGUGCCAUCAUUGGAAAGGAAGGAGCCACCAUCCGUAACAUUACUAAGCAGACCCAGUCUAAAAUUGAUGUUCACCGAAAGGAGAAUGCUGGAGCAGCUGAGAAGGCCAUCAGCGUUCACUCUACCCCGGAAGGGUGCUCUUCUGCUUGCAAGAUGAUUCUGGAAAUCAUGCAGAAAGAAGCAAAAGAUACCAAGACAGCUGAUGAGGUCCCCCUGAAGAUCCUGGCCCACAAUAAUUUUGUGGGACGUCUAAUUGGCAAAGAAGGACGAAACCUGAAAAAAGUGGAACAGGAUACGGAGACCAAAAUCACCAUUUCUUCGUUGCAGGACUUGACCCUUUACAACCCUGAGAGGACCAUCACGGUUAAGGGCUGUAUUGAGAACUGCUGUAAAGCUGAGCAGGAGAUUAUGAAGAAAGUUCGAGAGGCCUAUGAGAAUGAUGUAGCUGCUAUGAGUCUACAAUCUCAUUUGAUCCCUGGCCUCAACUUGGCUGCUGUGGGCCUCUUCCCAGCCUCAUCCAGUGCUGUUCCCCCACCUCCAAGCAGUGUCUCAGGGGCUGCUCCCUAUAGCUCGUUCAUGCAGGCUCCAGAGCAGGAGAUGGUGCAGGUAUUCAUCCCUGCCCAGGCAGUUGGUGCCAUCAUUGGCAAGAAGGGGCAGCACAUCAAGCAGCUGUCAAGGUUUGCCAGCGCCUCCAUCAAGAUCGCUCCUCCAGAGACCCCUGAUUCCAAAGUUCGGAUGGUCAUCAUCACUGGACCCCCAGAGGCUCAGUUUAAGGCUCAGGGAAGAAUCUAUGGAAAACUCAAGGAAGAGAACUUCUUUGGUCCUAAGGAAGAGGUAAAACUGGAAACCCACAUCCGGGUGCCUGCAUCGGCAGCUGGCAGAGUCAUCGGCAAAGGCGGCAAAACUGUCAAUGAGCUGCAGAACUUGACCGCAGCUGAAGUGGUGGUACCUAGAGAUCAGACUCCUGAUGAGAACGAGCAAGUCAUUGUCAAGAUCAUUGGACACUUCUAUGCUAGCCAGAUGGCCCAGCGUAAGAUCCGAGACAUCCUUGCUCAAGUAAAGCAACAGCACCAGAAGGGACAGAACAACCAGACUCAAGCACGGAGGAAAUGA